AUGGAGGCCAGCAAGCCUGCCGCGAAGUACGCCCUCUCCUCCUUCUACUCCUCCCGGCCCCAGCCCUCCUCCGACUCGGCGAAUGCUAACGCGUCCGCGGACGACAGGAAGCGCAAGAUCACGGACAAGAACCUGCCGAAUGGCAUCGCGCAGGAACCCGAGUUCGCGGCGGAGAGCCAGAUGUACAGGGACCUGCUGGGGAUGGAGCGCAGGCUGGACUGGACGAUGACGCGGAAGCGGGUGGAGGUGCACGAUGCCCUACAAAGGAUCGUUCCGCCUGAGGAGCCACAGCUGCCUACUCGGGCGAAAGACAAAAACGUUCCGCGCAAGUUCUCGACGCUCAUCAAGCACAUGAUCGUCGAGCUGGACCGAGACCAGACGCUUUAUCCGGACGGGAACAUUGUGGAGGUGCUGGGUACGGGGAACGAACCAACCGGCAUUGGAUGGGUUACUAUCCGGCGGAAGGGCGACAUGCCCGUGAAGAUGCGGAUCGUCAUCCAUUUGGAGCAGCAACCGAGCAAUAUAAAGUCCACCCGAUCUUGCUGCCAUCAUUGGCGUCAAGAAGAGUCGCGGACAGGUGUCAUCCAAGCGUUGUGGAACUACAUCAAGACGCAAAACCUUCAGGACAAGCUCGAUAGGAGAAUGGUGCGGGCAGAUGCGCGGCUUCGCCAGAUAUUCAACGCGGAUAGCGCGUACUUUCAACACCUUCCCGAGCACGUCAACCGCUUCCUUCUUCCCCCCGACCCCAUCAUCCUCCACUACACCCUCAACCCACGGUCCCCCUGCAGAUAA
Molecule: messenger RNA, 792 nt
Organism: Epithele typhae
Lineage: Eukaryota; Fungi; Basidiomycota; Agaricomycetes; Polyporales; Epitheliaceae
Exons: 5
Coding region: 1-792 (263 amino acids)
Biological process (GO): regulation of transcription by RNA polymerase II
Cellular component (GO): nucleus; SWI/SNF complex
Source: RefSeq, a predicted model, not a curated record